AUGGCCGCCCAGUCUCCCUCUCGUCGCGAGAUGGCUGACCAGCUCUCCUACCCCAAUCCGUCUCUGGGCGAUACCGCUGGCUUCGCUGUCGCGAAUUUUGCUCCCCGUCGUGGCGCGGAGUAUCCCGCUGCCAGCCUUCGCCAGCCUACGAUUGAGAGAGUCUUGAUCGUCUUCAGCCUUCUCGUUGGCUUGUUCCUCGCUACUCUCGAUACGUCCAUCAUUGCCACUUCCCUCAUUGCCAUCUCUGAGGAGAUUGGCGACCACCAGCACGCUUCCUUUGUCCUUCUGGCCUACCUUCUCACCUACAUGGGCUGCGCUGUCGGAAUUGCCAAGUGCAGUGACAUUUACGGUCGCCGAACCAUGCUCUUCUACAGUUGGGCCGUCUUCGUCAUCUUCUCGGCUCUGUGUGCGGGCGCGAAAAGCAUGAAGCUCCUGAUCAUCGGCCGCGCCUUUCAGGGCGUCGGAGGCUCAGGCUUGUACAGCCUCGCCCAGACCUGUCUGCUUGAGCAAGGUCCUGCCCACAACCCAGCUCUGAUGGGCGGCAUCAUCGGAAUCACUCUCGCCGCGGCUUUCCUUUUGGGCCCCAUCUUGGGCGGUGUCAUUGUCUCCAAGAUUACUUGGCGCUGGAUCUUUGGACUCAACAUUCCCAUCGGUGUGUUCGCUGUGGCCUGCCUCGUCUUGUCCUACCCCAAAGACCGACAGGCCUUCAAGAUUUACUCUUGGACGGCAUUCAAGAAGCUUGACGUGGUUGGUAUGACCACUCUCUUCUUUGGCUCGGCCUUUCUGGUUGUCGCUAUCGAGCGUGGUGGAUACACAUACUACGGUUGGGACCACUGGACCGUCAUCGUCAUGUUCGUGUGCUCUGGGGCUUGCUGGGGUAUCUUUGGCAUCUUCGAGAACUACCUUUACCGAAAUCGCUGCCUCUUAAUCGACCAUCUGCGGUGCUCGCAUCAAGAGCCUGUCUUUCCGGUACAUCUUGCUCGACGCCGGCCCUUCAUGUGCGGCUUGGCCGUUACCUUCCUCACAGGACUCCCCUAUGUUGCCCUCACCGUCAUUAUCCCGGAACGCAUGCAGGUGAUUGCGCAGAAGAGCCCUCUCCAGUCCGGCAUGUACCUGUUGCCUAUGCUUGGAGCCUGCGCAGUUGGAUCGUUCGUUGCUGGAGCGGUGAACUCCAAAUCGAACAAGGUGGCUCUCGUCAUGACUGUCGCGUCGAUUGCGCAAGUCCUCGGUAUCAGUCUUAUGCUUAUGGUCGUCGACGCUCAGGCGGACUUUGCUCCUGCGUACGGAUUCACGCUCGUUUUCGGACUGGGCGUCGGCCUCAACUUUGGCUCCACGACCAUUCUCUCUGGCGUCGAAGCGGAAUCGACUAAGGAACACGCCGUCGCCCAAGGAAUUCUCGCUCAAGCUCGCGCCCUCGGCGGUUGUCUUGGUGUCGCCAUCUGCACUGCUAUGUUCAACGCGCGCGUGGAAAUUCUCCGUGAUCAUCUUUCUCCGUCUGAACGCGAGACUCUGGCCCACUCUCCAACCCAAUCUUCCGCGUGGAACUCGCACCUCAGAAACCUCGUCAAGCAUGUCUACACAGACUCCUUCAGAGACCAGACUAUCUUCAUGAUCGCCGCCUGCGCCAUAAUGGUGGUCGCCGCCGUCUUUACUUGGGAGAAGGAACCUAGAUCCAUCACCCUUCUCACAGGUCAUGCGCAGCAAGCCAAUAAGACACGCCUGCAGCAAGAAGGCAACGACCACGACGGCACCGAGAUGAGCGACAUGGCCAGUGUUCGCUCUGGUCACUCAGCCGCCUCGGCUACUGUCCACGGUCGCACAGCCUAG
Molecule: messenger RNA, 1827 nt
Organism: Colletotrichum abscissum
Lineage: Eukaryota; Fungi; Ascomycota; Sordariomycetes; Glomerellales; Glomerellaceae
Product: major facilitator superfamily transporter
Exons: 2
Coding region: 1-1827 (608 amino acids)
Biological process (GO): transmembrane transport
Cellular component (GO): plasma membrane
Molecular function (GO): transmembrane transporter activity
Source: RefSeq, a predicted model, not a curated record